AUGACGGAUGAUUAUAGCUUGCUUGUUUCUGACAUAGUCGUCAUCGUGGCUGUCCUUCUCUUCGUUGCUUGUCAAGGAAUAUACCAUGGAUGGAAAGCGAAAAACACAACCAAAGAUUACCUGACGGCCGGUAGAAGUUUGUCGGGAGUACCAGUAGCUAUGUCAAUGUUGGUGACCUUCAUGUCGGCCAUCACCUUGCUCGGUAACCCUGCAGAAGUUUAUCUCUACGGCCUGGGUUACGCGGCCUACCUGUUUUCAUUCAUAUGGUCCUACCCUCUGGUCGCAUGGUUUUUUGUCCCGGUGUUUCAUUCUCUGCCAUUGACCAGUGCAUACGAG
Molecule: messenger RNA, 336 nt
Organism: Saccoglossus kowalevskii
Lineage: Eukaryota; Metazoa; Hemichordata; Enteropneusta; Harrimaniidae
Product: sodium-coupled monocarboxylate transporter 1-like
Biological process (GO): sodium ion transport; transmembrane transport
Cellular component (GO): membrane
Molecular function (GO): symporter activity
Source: RefSeq, a predicted model, not a curated record